CAAAGGAAUAGUACUGAGUGUGGUGUGCACGUCAUGCAGUGGAUGCGCUAUGGAUCCAAGGAUCUUGAUAGAGUGAUAGGAGAAGAACACAAAUUACCGGCUCGAAAAGAGAUUCUAUGGUAUCUGGCUACACAUUUUGAAAACCGUGCACGAGAAAAUCUUUUCAAGCAUGUAGUAGAUGAAUGCAUGGAACGAGGCAAAGAG
Linum tenue is the source of this 204-nucleotide messenger RNA. The record is from the annotation of a GenBank genome assembly. NCBI's taxonomy places the organism in Eukaryota, Viridiplantae, Streptophyta, Magnoliopsida, Malpighiales, Linaceae.